UACGAGACCUAAAAAUCUUUACAAAUAUCCCUGAGUUAGACUGCCGAGUCAGUCACGAGUCUUCAGCCUUAUAAGUUUAAAAUACGCGAGGAUCCGUUUGCGAAACAUGCAGCGAAUCUUUGAAUCUCUUUUACACAUCCAUAUAAAACGUACGACUGGUCUGCUGUGUUAGAAAAAAGAGAGAAAAACUAAUGGACUUGAGCUUGGAUUUAAGUUUUGUUUAUGUACCAUCGAGCAUAUCUGAGUUUCUGAAAGAAGUUUCGAAGAUAAAAAAUGGGUUCCAAAGAUUAUUGAAGAUUAGUGAUUUUGUUAAAAGAUUGGAAGAUGAGAUGAAGAAAAUAGAUGCCUUUAAACGCGAACUUCCCCUUUGUAUGCUUCUCUUGAAAGAUGGGAUUGAAAGAUUGAAGGAGGAAGAAAUGCAGUGCAAGGAAAUGGAUGAUGGAUCAGUGACGAAAGGGUUGAUGUUGCCAUUGAAGGGAAAUACUGAGGAAAAUGGAAGCGUAAAUGUGGAGAAAAAGAAAAGCUGGAUGAGUUCUGUUCAGCUCUGGAACUCUGAUUCCGACAACGUUGAUCACAGCAAGAAAUCAAACGAAGUUCCAGAACUGAAACUGAGAAGUGAAGAAGAAGAAGAGAACCCAAUUGAACUUUGUAAUGACGAAAUAGUCGAGGGACAGGAAAAUUUUGGGCUUUCUCUCAUGUUCCCAAGUUCUGAAUUGGGUUCUCGUAAGCCAAUUUCUAAGGACAACGGCAGCCGUGGAAUUGGUCUUUGCCCGUCCAUGUAUUCAGACCAAAACCAACUUGAGAUUCAGACCGAACAUCAACAGCAGCAUGAAUUGCUGCAGCGUAUGCAUAAUUCUAAGAAACAAAGGCGGUGCUGGUCACCUGAGCUUCAUAGACGAUUUGUCGAAGCUCUUCAACAGCUUGGAGGUUCAAAAGUGGCAACUCCUAAACAGAUUAGAGAAUUGAUGCAAGUUGAUGGUCUCACCAAUGAUGAAGUGAAAAGCCAUCUGCAGAAAUACAGACUCCACUCCCGAAAGCUUCCGGCUUCUUCAGCUGGGCAAGGAAACAUGGGAGAGUCGGCUCAAAAUCAGUGCAAUAAGAAAACCAUGAAAGCAAACGUUUCACAGUCGGCUUCCCCACAGGGUCCCCUCUUUGCCGGUGAGCGUGCAAAAGGCCUGUCGAGUACCACCGGAGGCAAUAGCAUGGUCACGGAAGAAGAUGAAAAAUCGGAUGGCCGAAUUUGAUCUGUAGUCUGAUAACUUGUUCCCAUGAAUUUUGCAAUGACAUGGGGAAACGGAUCAUAAUUACAGUGACUUGGGGAGAUUUUAAAGAGAGCUUUGAAGACACCAAUUGGACUGUUGGUUUCUCCAUUAAUCAAGAUGCUUGUCUGAAUGUUGGAUUUGUAUGAACCAAAAUAACAAUCUUUUGCAGAGUUGUUUCAUUUAUGUUAAGACUUAAUGACAACUAAUGUACUUGA
This is a messenger RNA of Hibiscus syriacus, 1477 nucleotides long. RefSeq names its product transcription factor HHO5-like. The record is from RefSeq and is a predicted model, not a curated record. Lineage: Eukaryota; Viridiplantae; Streptophyta; Magnoliopsida; Malvales; Malvaceae. Bases 192 to 1244 code for a protein of 350 amino acids. Gene Ontology annotation, molecular function: DNA-binding transcription factor activity; DNA binding. The transcript has 5 exons. Gene Ontology annotation, biological process: regulation of DNA-templated transcription.